CAAAAGCACAGAGAGAACCUGGUCCUCUGGGCUCCCCAAACAGCCCAGGCAGUCCAAACGAGUUGGUGCUGCAGGUCGAGGCUGUCAGCUACCAAGGACAAUGAACUUCAGAAACUACUGCUGAAGUGAGAACUAGAGGUCUGUGGCCCUUCCACUUCCUCAUCCUUGCCCUUGUCAAGCCUGAGUUGGGAUGUCAGGCUCCUCCAAGGAGAGUGUGGGACCCCGGGGUCUACCAGUGUUGGGCAAGGCCUGCUUAACCACCAUGGACAAAAAGCUUAACAUGCUGAAUGAGAAGGUUGACAAACUCCUGCAUUUUCAAGAAGAUGUCACGGAGAAACUACAAUGUGUGUGCCAAGGUAUGGGCCACCUAGAGCAAGGCCUGCACCGGCUGGAGGCCUCCCAAGGGCUGGGCCCAGGGGCAUCUGAUUGUGCUCCUCUAGCUGACACUCAGGCUGGGUGGCCUGAGGUCCUGGAGCUGGUAAGGGCUGUGAGGCAGGAUGGUGCCCAGCAUGGUGCCAGACUCGAAGCCCUUUUCAGGAUGGUGGUGGCCUUGGACAAGGCCAUCGCUUUGGUGGGGACUACGUUCCAGAACUCAAAGGUGGUGGAUUUCAUCAUGCAAGGGAGUGUUCCCUGGAGAAGAGGCAGCCUGGCUGAUGGCCCUGAGGAGAACAAAGAGCAAGUAGAAGAGAAGGGAGCAAAACCAAAGCAUGCACUGAGCACCAGAGGUGUGCAAGCCGACAUCAGGGGGCCUUCGGAAGAGAGCCAGAAGGCUGACGUGCCAGAGGGGACAGUGGAGAGGCUGCCCUCCUUCAGCACCUCACGGAUGGGAGCCGACCUCCUCUCUCAGGCAGCGGCCUCACCUGGACAGGGAGAUGGGGUUCCUGGCCCAGGACAGGUACCUCUUGGCUACCUGCCGCUGCCCACAGAGGUCAAAGCCAAAGAUUCCGAGACAUCCAGUGAGAACCCUGGGACUGACCUGGAAUUGUCUGCAGCAUCUGACAGGGUCAUCGAGGCCCCCACCAACCAGGACGUGGCACCAGGUGCAGGACAAGGAGUAUCAUCCAGCAGGCUUGAUCCUCAGUCCUCAGAAGAGGACGUGUGGCUGGCUUCAGGGCCCAGUCCUGAGCCCCCAAGAGCACCAGCGCCGUCCAGGGCAGCUCACAGUGGUGGAGGGUCUCCUCUAAGGAUCUCCAUCCACGUGCAAGAGAUGGACACUCCUGGGGAGCUUCUUGUGACACGUCGGGGCAGCCUCAGACCCACUCCCCCUGCAGAGGUUCCAACAGCUGCCCAACCCAAUGAGCAGUUGCCUGGACCCAGCUGCUGCUCUGAAGCUCCUGGAACUAAGCUAGGAGAACAAAACCCCAAGGAAGCCAGAGAGUUUCCCCCACUGCAGAAGAAGAGCAGUGAUGAGGGAGCAGGUGCAGAGAAGCAAGAGCCUGUGGCUGAGUCUGCCACAGGGCCGAGCUUCACCAGAAGGGACAAGGGAGAUGACCCUGCUGGGACCUCAGGCCUGCAGCAGGACAGAAGCUUAGCAGCAGGACAUCCUGAGCCUGGGAAUGACUGCGCAGCUGGGGUCACUCCAGGAGCUGAAGCAGGAAGGACGACACCCCCAGAUGCUGGGGCUGGCAGCCUGGUUCUGGAUGACAGCCCAGCCCCACCAGCCCCUUUUGAACACCGGGUGGUGAGUGUCAAGGAGACAUCGAUCUCAGCAGGUUACACGGUGUGCCAGCAUGAAGUCUUGGGAGGGGGCCGGUUUGGCCAGGUUCACAAGUGCACAGAGAAGUCCACAGGUCUUCCGCUGGCUGCCAAGAUCAUCAAAGUGAAGAGUGCUAAAGACCGGGAGGAUGUGAAGAAUGAGAUCAACAUCAUGAACCAGCUCAGCCAUGUGAACCUAAUCCAGCUCUAUGAUGCCUUCGAGAGCAAGAACAGCUUUACUCUGGUCAUGGAGUAUGUGGAUGGGGGUGAACUCUUUGACCGGAUCACAGAUGAGAAGUACCACCUGACUGAACUGGAUGUGGUCCUGUUCACCAAGCAGAUCUGCGAGGGUGUGCAUUACCUCCACCAGCACUACAUUCUGCACCUAGACCUCAAGCCGGAGAAUAUACUGUGUGUAAAUCAGGCAGGACACCAAAUUAAGAUCAUUGACUUUGGGCUGGCCAGAAGGUACAAGCCUCGGGAAAAGCUGAAGGUGAAUUUUGGUACUCCCGAGUUCCUGGCCCCAGAAGUCGUCAACUAUGAGUUUGUUUCAUUCCCCACGGACAUGUGGAGUGUGGGAGUCAUCACCUAUAUGCUACUCAGUGGUUUGUCCCCAUUUCUAGGGGAAACAGAUGCAGAAACCAUGAAUUUCAUUGUGAACUGUAGCUGGGAUUUCGACGCUGACACCUUUGAAGGGCUGUCAGAGGAAGCCAAGGACUUUGUUUCCCGGCUACUGGUCAAAGAGAAGAGCUGCAGAAUGAGUGCCACACAAUGCCUGAAACAUGAGUGGUUGAAUAAUCUGCCUGCCAAAGCCUCGAAAUCCAAAGUUCAUCUCAAAUCCCAACUAUUGCUACAGAAAUACAUGGCCCAGAGAAAAUGGAAGAAACAUUUCUACGUGGUGACUGCUGCCAACAGGUUAAGGAAAUUUCCAACUUGUCCCUAAUCUUCAACUCUGCUGCUCCAGUGGGCCCAGAAAUUAUUAAGGCUUGCGGUGAUGUGAAGAGAUGACUCAAGAUUUUAAGUAAUCUGACCUUUUACUAUUAUUGAUUCCUCUUAUUUUGUUAAAAAAAAAAAAAAAAAAGGUUCUGGCUGUUGCCUUGUGGACGAAA
This is a messenger RNA of Sciurus carolinensis (gray squirrel), 2804 nucleotides long. It is a transcript of the gene Mylk3, whose product is annotated as myosin light chain kinase 3. Gene Ontology annotation, cellular component: cytoplasm; nucleus. Gene Ontology annotation, biological process: intracellular signal transduction; positive regulation of apoptotic process; protein phosphorylation. Gene Ontology annotation, molecular function: protein serine/threonine kinase activity; ATP binding. Lineage: Eukaryota; Metazoa; Chordata; Mammalia; Rodentia; Sciuridae. The record is from RefSeq and is a predicted model, not a curated record. Bases 191 to 2638 code for a protein of 815 amino acids. The transcript has 13 exons.